AUGUUAAAAAACCCAUUAACUGAUGCAUAUUCUAAUAUCCAAGAAGAUGAACAACAAGAAGAAAAACAUUCUUCAGGAAUAUUGAUAUGGACUGUUUGGACCGUCAUGACAGUAUUAGCAGUUACUAUAUUAACAGUUUCAAUAAUAAGUUUAAUUUUCUUCAAUAUUAAAAUGAAAAGCACAUAUCAAACAUUUCAACAAUCUACAUUAAUGUUAGCACCAACUGUAUUUAAUCUUGAUUCUAGUAGAUUACCACCUCCAUGUCCAUAUACUGGAAUUGAUUGGGGAGUGAUGGAUACUUUAUUAGUUGGUAGUAUGGAUAAAGAUAAUAAUUAUAUUGAAGUUGAUUCAAAUGCAACUCACUCACAUUAUAUGCAAUCUGGAUUGAAAGAACAACCACCACAAUCAAGAGAUCAUUAUGAAAUGGGAUAUGUUUUAAAGAACUCAUCAAUUGGUAUAGUAGAAUAUUUAAUUCAAGCAAAGCCAACAUUUUCUAUUAGUGGGUUAAAGAAUUUGUUAAUGAAAAUAAAUAAUUAUCCUAAUAUACCUGUUGAUCAACCAGUUCGUCCUGUUAUAUUACAACACGUUGCUUAUCAAAAUGUUAAACAUGUUGCAGAUUCUGAUGAAUGUUUUGAUAUGUGUUAUAACCAAAAUUGUCAAGUAAGUGAACGUUUUAUUGCAAGUGGAUUACGUUCAUUUUCAGUUAUUGGAUGGAACGAUAAUAUUCGUUCAUUAGGUAUGGUUGAUAGGUUGACAGGAACAAAUAAAAUAUUUGAAGGUGGUUUUAUUGUACGUUUACCUAAACAAGAAACUGGACAUACGAUUGGUUAUUUCACUGCUAAUUUUUCAGAUACAAUGGAAAAUAGUAUUUGUCCAAAUGCCCAUUUAGUUCAAAACUGGGAACCAGCUAUUGUUACUGGUGAACUUUUUAAAGAAGAACAUCCAGUUACUUCAGUUUUAUCUGAAAUUCAUCCAACAAAUUCAAAACAAUUUAUUUAUUCAAAUUUAAAUAGAAAAGGUAUUAAACAAAAAACAAGUCCAACUCCUCUCAAGUUAAGAGACAAUAUUUGUAAAGAUAAAAACGAUUAUUGUACAAAAUAUAACCUUAAUGAAUCAUUCACUUAUUAUAUCACUUCAUCUGAAAACUCUUAUCCAAAAUUUGUUAAAACAUUUGGAAAUGAUAUUUAUGAUUUAUGUAUGGGGUAUUGUCCUCAUCAUAAUUUUACUGACUGUAAAGUUUAUGUAUUAAGAGAAUUAUGUGAUGAGUUAUUAGUUAAAAUAUUUGUACCAACUGAUGAUUAUAUGAAAACUCAUCAAAAUGGAUUGGAAUGUUCUUAUACACUUCUUCCAUAUGAAACAUUAUUAAGAAUGAAUUUAUUAAUAAGACCAACUAAAGUAAAUAAAUUGGGAAAUUCAUAUAUGUCAUUUGUUUGUUAUUCUUUUUUACAUUAUAUUUAAAUUUAAUAA
Entamoeba nuttalli P19 is the source of this 1467-nucleotide messenger RNA. RefSeq lists its product as hypothetical. Lineage: Eukaryota; Evosea; Mastigamoebida; Endamoebidae. Bases 1 to 1458 code for a protein of 485 amino acids. The record is from RefSeq and is a predicted model, not a curated record. The transcript has a single exon.